Molecule: messenger RNA, 1675 nt
Organism: Babesia bovis T2Bo
Lineage: Eukaryota; Apicomplexa; Aconoidasida; Piroplasmida; Babesiidae
Product: putative mitochondrial processing peptidase alpha subunit
Exons: 2
Coding region: 24-1622 (532 amino acids)
Cellular component (GO): mitochondrion
Molecular function (GO): metal ion binding
Source: RefSeq, a predicted model, not a curated record
ACUUUAAUACCCAAGGAUAGAGUAUGAUGUUAUCGCGUCUGUCUUCGUUCGGUUACUCUCAGCUGAAGCACAGGCUCGGCCUCCGGGUCAUGAGCACUGCUUCCUCUGGCGCUGCUGAGAUAAACCGUAUUAUGAAGAAGGCUCCUAUAUCUUAUGAGAAGGUGCCUUUUGUUGAUGAGGACCUUGAGCGUGUUAUGGAGGAGGUUCCUGAUUUUAGGUUUUACUACAUUGGUCGUGACGAUGGUGGUCGUAAUCCUUACAGCAGCAUUCCUAUGAAUGAGGAGAUAUAUGCUGAGGGCACUGAGGGUCGUUUUGAGGCUGUUGACAACAGCAUGAAGUUUGCCAAGUUGGAAAACGGACUACGGAUCGCAUCUGUUGACCGUGGUGGUAUGGACUCUCUUUUGGGUUUAUAUGUUGGUGCUGGUAGCAGGUACGAGGGUGCUGAUGAGCUUGGUGUUUCUUCUAUGAUAGAGAAUAUGGCAUUUCACUCAACUGCGCAUCUAUCUCACUUGCGUACUAUUAAGACAGUGGAGACCUUGGGUGGCAAUGCCAGUUGCAAUGCAUUCCGUGAGCACAUUGCUUACCAUGGUGAGUGUUUACGUCGUGACGUCCCUAUAAUGGUGAAUCUAUUGAUUGGUAAUGUACUAUUCCCUCGUUUUUUACCUUGGGAGAUGAAAGCCAGCAAGUCACGUUUGGAUGACCGACGUAAGCAGAUAAUGAGUUCUCCUGACCAGUACAUUACCGAGCUUUUACACUCUGUUGCUUGGCACAACAACACUUUGGGUUUGCCUAAUUACUGUUCUGAAUCAAGUGUUUCUAAUUUCAAACCCGAGGUUAUGCGUAACUUCAUGUUACGUCACUUUGCUCCUAACAACUGCAUCAUCGUGGGUGUGAACACUGAUAUUGCUGAGCUUUCUAAAUGGGUUAUGCGUGCUUACAAUGAGUACAAUGCUAUUGAGCCAGUUGCGCGCAAUGUUGAGAAGCCUGUGUACACGGGUGGUGUGCGUUACCAUGAGGACAAUUCUCCAAUGUUGCACUUGGCAGUUGCUUAUCAGAUUCCUGGUGGCUGGGAUUCGUCUGAAUUGGUUGUUUUCACAGUUUUGCAAUCGCUUUUGGGUGGUGGCGGUGCCUUUUCCACUGGAGGUCCUGGUAAGGGUAUGCACAGCAGGUUAUUCCUGAACGUAUUAAACAAGCACGAGUUUGUGGAGUCGUGCAUGGCAUUUUCUACGGUUUACAGUGAUGCUGGUAUGUUUGGUAUGUACAUGGUUGUGGCUCCUCAGGCAUCUCGUGGUGCCAUUGAUGUGAUGUCUAAUGAGUUCCGCAACAUGCUUUCGGUGACCCCUAAGGAGUUGGAGCGUGCGAAGAACUCUUUGAAAUCGUUUUUGCACAUGUCUCUUGAGCACAAGGCUGUUCAGAUGGAGGACAUUGCACGUCAGUUGCUGUUAUGUGAUCGCGUCCUUACAGUUCCUGAGUUAGAGCGUGCCAUAGACAGCGUGACUGCCUUAGACAUUCAAAGAUGUGUCCAGAGCAUGCUUAAGGGUUCUAAGCCAUCAGUGGUAGCUCUUGGUAAUUUGGCUUUUAUGCCACAUCCUGAGGAGCUUCUAAAGCACUUCCACUUUUAAUUACCAUUGAUUAGUGGGUGUAAUACUACACACCUUAUCACUUGGUACUAAUA